Brassica oleracea var. oleracea is the source of this 814-nucleotide messenger RNA. Its product is annotated as probable RNA-binding protein 18. Gene Ontology annotation, molecular function: RNA binding. The record is from RefSeq and is a predicted model, not a curated record. Bases 246 to 716 code for a protein of 156 amino acids. The transcript has 5 exons. Lineage: Eukaryota; Viridiplantae; Streptophyta; Magnoliopsida; Brassicales; Brassicaceae.
UUCUACUCUCUCUAGUGUGUUUAGCUAUGUAAUCGAAGUAGGCGUACUAAUUGGUGAUUACAGCUCAUCGAGGAACCUAGGGUUUUGUCUCUUAAUUGAAUUGUAUUGAUUAUUGUGCAAUUAGAGUUCUGUCUCUAAUAGUUACUCUAGGGUCAUCGCUCUUAGAACGGACAAUGCAUCUGACCUAAAGGUGGAUGCCUAAUAUCUUGUGCUUCCUCGUCGAUCUGUUUUAUAUCUGCAAUUAAAUGGACACCAUUGGGUUUGUAGAUGAAAAGAGCGAGAGCAGAUUAUAUGUUGGAAACUUGGAUCUUAGAAUAAACGAGGCUGCGUUGAUAAAGAUGUUUUCUCCAUAUGGGAAGAUCAUAUCAGAAGACUUCCUCUGGCACACACGCGGGCCAAAGAAAGGAGAGCCACGCGGCUAUGCUUUCAUUCAAUACAGCUCUAAAGGGGAAGCUGAAUUGGCUAAGGAGAAGAUGCAUGGGAGAUUAGCUUGUGGUAGGCCCUUGGUAGUUCGUUUAGCUAGUGACAAGCUUCUAGAAGAUUCCUCUCAUGAUCAUCCCAAAAGGUUAUUACCCGAAGCAAACAGAACGAGGUCUGCAAGUGGAAGCAGCUCAGGACAAAUGAGCCGAGAUGAAAAAGUAGCUGCCAUUAAGAACAAACUCAAAGCGUUGGAGGACGAUGAGAAACAACGAGAUCCCAAGAAACUGAAGAGAUAAAGAUCCCUUUGAAACACAAACAAACUUGAUGUAAAAGAGAGUUGAAAUGUUUUUUUUUUCUCGAAGUUAAACCAAAUUAAAUUUGAAGGAAUGGUAUC